This is a messenger RNA of Strongylocentrotus purpuratus (purple sea urchin), 5341 nucleotides long. RefSeq names its product sarcosine dehydrogenase, mitochondrial (gene sardh). Gene Ontology annotation, cellular component: mitochondrion. Bases 539 to 3274 code for a protein of 911 amino acids. NCBI's taxonomy places the organism in Eukaryota, Metazoa, Echinodermata, Echinoidea, Camarodonta, Strongylocentrotidae. Gene Ontology annotation, molecular function: protein binding; oxidoreductase activity. The transcript has 15 exons. The record is from RefSeq and is a predicted model, not a curated record.
AAGCGAACUUUGGUAAAGCGCGAACUUUGGUCACACCGCCAUAUGCCUAUAGACCCUCUACUGUCUAUUUUAAACUUGAGCUGCAGCUGUUGAUCUACGUGUACGGUCUAGACUAUAAUUAAUAAUUAAUCUCAAUAUCAUGCAAAUGUCACUCAUUGUUGAUCUUUGAACUUGGCGUCUCUGUAUUUCUGUCUAGGCUAGCGCUUCUUUGAGAGUGCAUACCUCUUUAGAUCUACCUCAAAACCAGACAGUUCUCAUUUAGCAACACUCUGCGCUGUUACACAAUCGCUUCUUUUAUCAAUCAGGGAUCGGCUUUCACAAUUUGCUCUGUUCUUCACGAUUCAAUUCUUUUUCUUUUCAAAUUUGUGUACCUCUGAAAUACUUUCCCUUCCAGGAAUAUAAAUCUUGACCAGUAGACUUGACCCACCACUUUCUGUGAGACUUAAAUACCAUCGAUGUUCUAGACUCUACAUGGAAUUUUUUGCCUGGUAAAUUCCACUGUUGAUUUCAAUCCUAAGCCAAGAAAUAAUCGAGGACAAUGUGGCGGAGCGUGCAUCGUUAUUCGUCCCGUCUGCAACAGCAUCUGACACUGCAGACCAUCAGAUGCACAGUAGCAAGGCACUGCAGUCAGAGCGCCCAGAGUGGCGUCCCUUACGAGACGAACCUCUCCACGGCGAGCACGACAGAUGCUAUCACGGCCCCGCCGUCAGCUGACGUAGUGAUUAUUGGAGGAGGGUCCAUCGGUUGUAGUACCCUCUAUCAUCUUGCUAAGCUUGGUAUCACCAAUACUGUACUGAUUGAGAAGGAUCAGCUUACGGCUGGGACAACGUGGCAUACUGCAGGUCUGGUAUGGGGGCUCCGCCCUUCGGAUACAGAUAUUGAGCUUCUCAGUUACAUGAGACACCUUGUCGGAGAUGUUCUUGAGCAAGAAACCGGUGUGGAUCCUGGCUGGAUUAAUAAUGGAGGGCUCUUUACUGCUUCCAAUAAAGAACGGCUUGAUGAGUAUAAGAGGAUGGGCACAGUUGGAAAAGCAUUUGGAGUGGAGUCCCACAUCCUCUCUCCAGAGGAAACCAAGAAGCUAUAUCCUUUGAUGAACUGUUCUGACAUCUACGGCACCCUCUAUAGUCCUGGAGACGGUACAAUAGACCCUGCAGGAUUCUGUACUGCCCUCACCAGGUCUGCUACCAAGGCUGGAGCAAAGGUCCUGACAGACUGUCAAGUUACUGGUAUACAAACAGGAGAAGAUGAUUUUGGUACACACAGAGUCCAGGGAGUAGAGACAUCAGGAGGGACAAUCAAGACUCCUAUAGUUGUAAACUGCACAGGUGUGUGGGCUCCAAACAUAGGAGCGCUGGCCAACGUUGCUGUGCCUCUUCUAGCGAUGAAGCAUGCAUACGUCGUCACCGAGAGGAUAGAGGGCAUUCAGAACAUGCCCAACGUCCGGGACCAUGAUGCCUCAGUGUACUUGAAGCUUCAGGGUGAUGCUCUGUCCAUUGGAGGUUAUGAAUCCAACCCAGAAUUCAUUGACACGAUGAACAACGACUUUGCCUUCUCCCUAUACGAUCUUGACUGGGACGUCUUUAGCACUCACAUUGAUGGUAACGUACAAAGAGUACCUGUCAUUGGUGAGACAGGAAUCAAGUCCACCGUAUGCGGUCCAGAGUCUUUCACACCAGAUCACAAACCAUUGUUGGGCGAGGCUCCAGAACUUCGAGGUUUCUACCACGGGUGUGCGUUCAAUAGCUCAGGUCUCAUGCUUGGAGGAGGGUCUGGCAGGGAGCUUGCUAAGUGGAUUGUCAACGGUAGGCCAGAUCUUGACAUGUAUGGCUAUGACAUCAGGAGAUUUUCCAGAUCCCUCGUUCAUGAUAAGACUUGGAUUAAGGAGAGGAGCCAUGAAGCAUACGCUAAGAACUACUCAACAGUGUUCCCCCAUGAUCAGCCCUUAGCAGGAAGGAACAAGAGAAAAGAUGCUCUCCACCAGGUAUUGUCAGAUGCUGGAUGUGUGUACCAGGAAGCUCUUGGUUGGGAGAGACCCGGAUACUUCACACCAGAAGGGAAAGCAGAGAUCAGAGAGUAUGAUUACUAUGGGAGCUAUGGCCAUGAAGCCCAUAAGGACUAUGCCUAUAACGACAGACUGAGAGACGACUACACGUUUGAGUUCCCCAAACACCAUAAUGUGAUUGGCAAGGAGUGUUUAGCUGCAAGGAAUGCUGUAGCUGUCUUCAACAUGUCCUACUUUGGUCAGUUCUACCUGACAGGGCCAGAUUCACAGGCCGCUGCAGACUGGAUCUUCACCAAUAACCUUGACAAACCCGUCGGUUCAACCAUCUACACUUGCAUGUGUAACAAGGCUGGAGGCACCGAGGGAGACCUUACUGUCAGCAUCAUUGACCCCAUGGCGGUCUCCAGCCCCUUAGCUCCAAGCUUUGAAGGGCGGGGCUUCUAUGUGGCAGCUGGAGGAGGCGUGGCCGAGCAUGUCAAGUCCCACAUGCAGACUGAGAUCCAAGAUAAGAGGUUUCAAUGUCAGAUCGUGGAUGUAACGAACGAGAUGGGUGUGAUCAGCAUCCAGGGACCAAAAAGUCGUGAACUGCUCCAAGCCCUUGCAACAGACUUUGACUUCAGCAACGAAGCAUUCCCUUUCUCAUCCCACAAGAUCAUGACGAUAGCGGGUCACCAGGUCCGAGCCAUAAGGCUGACCUUUGUAGGGGAGUUAGGAUGGGAGCUUCAUGUACCCAACGAUGCAGCUGUGGACAUUUACCAAGCCGUCAUGCAAGAGGGCGCCAAACAUGGUGUCACUAAUGGUGGUUACAGGGCCCUGGAUUCUCUCAGCUUGGAAAAGGGUUACAGGCAUUGGCAUGGGGACCUCCGUUCUGAUGACACCCCUCUGGAAAGUGGACUAGGCUUCACCUGCAAGCUCAAGAUGGACACUCCAUUCUUGGGGAGGGAGGCUUUGGAAAAACAAAAGGCCGAGGGUCUGAAGAGGAGAAUAGCUUGCUUCACCACUGAUCCAUCACUAGCCCUAUUAGGUAUGGAAGUGUUGCGUCGCAACGGGGAAGUCGUAGGGUAUUUUCGUCGGGCCGACCACGCCUUUGCCCUGAACAAGGGUAUUGGGUAUGGGUAUGUACAGAAAUCCGACGGCAGCACAGUCACCAAUGCCUACUUGAAAGAGGGUGAAUACACUGUAGAGAGGAUGGGUGAGAUCUAUCCCGCCAAGAUUCACCUCAAAACUCCAUUUGAUCCAAGCAAUGACAGAAUUAAAGGCUUUUAUGAAUAAGGACACUGAUCAAAUCUACUAGCUAAGGUAGUUAAAUUAGCCUUAAGGUUUGUUCAGAUAUGACGCUGCAAGACCGCUGCUUCAAAAAAAUGUUGAUGGCGUAAAGUGUAAUAGGCUUCACAUCUCUGUAUCUUAUAACACAGGGCACAGUGAAUACGUGCAAGUCCUUGUUGCGUAAUAGAUAAUAGAUAAUAGAUGGAUGAUAAUAAAUGUUGGACCAGUUAUUGCAAGUACAAAUAAUCUUUAAAUUUAACAGUUAUUUAAAAAAAUAUAUAUAUACAUAAUAUACAGAGGUAAAGAGAGAGAGAGAGAGAGAGGAAAUUAUUAUAUUGCAAUUGUUAACAUGAGAUCCAUAGACUGAAAAAUUAUACAUGCAGGUGUGUCUGUUGUGUGACAAGUAGGGUCAAAUUAUGUUGAAUAUAAUUAUUACAUUAAGAAUAUAUCAUUAAAGCAUUUCAUAUAAAGUGAUGUAUAGUGCCCAUGAGCAUACACAAAUUCUCAUAAUUGUUGAGUUUCCACAUUAAAUUUUAAAUUGGAGUUGAGUUACAAUCAUGUUAUUGCAGCAGAAUUAUACACGGUGUUAUUAAGCAUUUGUUUGUAUUACGGUACGUAUUGUGAUCUCAUGUAAUAUGUUUUAUUUGCACGGAAACUGAAUGCCAAGGCAAUGAUGAUUUGAUCCACCUGAGAAAUAUUUCAGACCUUUAACUCUACCAGUGUUAAACAUGAGGACCUGUUUCUUAUUUACUUCUUGUUUUAUAGUUGGAAUUUCUUAUCAAACUUGUAAGCGAUUAUUUUAUCAAAACAUAUCUUAUUCAAAAUGGUCUCAAAUUGCGCAUUUUCUUGAGUACCUCUAAUUUUCUGUAGAAAUACAUGUAGAUCCUUUCAAGUCUGACUUGAAAGAAAAUUUAUGUUAUAUUUGUAAAUGAUUUGGGAAGAAAUGGGUAAUACUAAUAUAGGGAAGAAUUUGGAUUCUUUGAAUUAAAGGAAGAUGGUUGUCAGUUUCUAUGUGCAGGAGGUCAUAAUUCACUGACACCAGACUUUGUGGAAGUACCAUUAAUGGGUGUACAAGUCUCACACAUAGCAAACCUGUAGUCGCAUCAAGAAAUUCCCCCUAUACUGUUUUCACACUGGCACAAAUUUGCUUAACCCCGAACUAUAGGUGGGGUUAAAGGGGGGUCUUAGCCCCACGUAUAGUCCGGGGUUAAGCUUAUUUCACUCUCUGUUCAGACACAUAUUUACCAAAGUGGGCUAGCCCCACCUAUAGUACGGGUUAGCUGGCCCUGCAAGGAAGCAGGGCUAACCCCGCAAUUGCGGUGCCAAGCAAAUGAAUGAGAACAGAAACAAAAAGUAGUCCGGUACUACGCAAUGGAGCGAUUGAUGAAUGUUCACGCUAUACAGCUAUUACGGGGCUAACAGCAUUAAUGUUCUUAUUCCGGUGUAGGCGCUUAGUACAGGACUAAAAAAGCGUGUGUGAAAAGCCAAAAAAGUUAGUCCAAGGUUAAGGAUAGUACGGGGUUAAGCAAAGUAUGAGGUUAAGCAAAACAAGUGUGAAAAGUGUACUAGUCUCUCAGAGUCUUCAGGGGGAGGGAAAUGUAAGAUAAUGACUUUAUCAUGUGGGGAGGGGGGGGGUGGUUGGAAAAUGCAGAGCAUUACAUAAUACUGAAGGCUAACCCUGGUGAUUAUCAACACCCGUUAUUUGGUAAAUGCCUGAAUGGUAUGGAAUUUCCCACGAGAGCCGACUACUAUGUGUCUUCAACAAUUUAAUGCACGGGAUGUAAUAUAUUUGGCAUUAAAUGCUGUUGGUGGUCAUGGAGUAUACUGACCAGUAAAGACUUUCAUUUUAUCAUGUUCUUUAAUUAAUGGAAUCCUUAAAUUUCUCUGAUUAUUGAUGCUGAGAUAGUAAUAUUAAUUUCAAUUGCUUGAAUUAUGGUACUGUAUGGCUUUGGGCUAUGAUAAUCAUAGCUGCCAACAAGGGAGGAAUGAUUCCUAUUUUAUAGCCUUUAAGCUAUCAAUUUUCUCUUGUGACCUCGCAAUAAAUACUUUCAUAAUCAAUUUCAACAUUCAUCA